Messenger RNA from Drosophila miranda, 2491 nucleotides. RefSeq names its product Fanconi anemia group I protein homolog. The transcript has 8 exons. The record is from RefSeq and is a predicted model, not a curated record. Lineage: Eukaryota; Metazoa; Arthropoda; Insecta; Diptera; Drosophilidae. Gene Ontology annotation, molecular function: DNA polymerase binding. Bases 1369 to 2445 code for a protein of 358 amino acids. Gene Ontology annotation, biological process: DNA repair.
AAUGAGACGGUAUAUUUUGGUAUAUUUCUAAGAGUCCGACCGUAUAUUUGAUCGAUAAGUUCACGGUAACACUGAUAAGAUUUGUGACAACGAAUCCAGCGGCCAAACUGACCAAUCAGUCAAACAAAAAACCACGGAACAUGGGCAAACACAGAACUGCGCAGCAAGAUGCCAUAUUCAUCGCAUUUAUGGAGAGACACCCAAUGAUAGCCAUAAACUACCUCAAGGGUGAUAAGCUGGCAGCUGAAGCCGCCUGGAAGCGGCUUUCAAAGGAGUUAAAUAGCGUGGGUCCGCCUGUCAAAGAAGUUUGUGAGUGGAAAAAAAUAAGUGCCGAGCAAUUGCGCUAUGUUCCGUCAUCUCACUUGGCUCUUGAUAGGUAUGGAAAGACUGAAAAAGCUGCAUUCGUAAAAAGAUUAACAAUAACAGGCUGGAAGAUUCAAAUGCCUGCGGCAAAGGCUCGCUGUAUCAGGAUACACUCACUGCUCUAGAGGAUGCAGUGGCCGUGAUCUGUGACUUGUAUGAUAAGCACGACGAGGUCACAGCCACAGAUGACGAUGAUGAGGAAGAAGAUGACUGCUUCAGCCGGAUCAAUGACAGACAUAUCGGCGUGAAAUUGGAGCGCACUAGCACUUCGCAAACUCCAUCUGCCAAAAAGCGCAAGCUGGUUCAAAAUGAUGUAAAUGAAUUAGAAAUUGAACACGAGAGCACGGUGCCGAUGCUAAUGGACAUUGCAAAGGAGCUGCAGGACAUGAAUAGACAAACUCGCUUGAACGCCCAGCGCACAGAAGCCAAUACGGACGCGCUUUUGGCUCUAGGCACACAGAUCUCAGACCUAAUGCAGCAACAGCUCAAGGAGCGCAAGCGUCUUAAUGCUGUAAUGGAGAAAUUUGUUAUGAAACGCCGAUUGGCCAAACGAUAAAAUAAACAAUUUGUUUCCUUUGGCAAAUAUUUUGAUACUCAACAGACACGCAGUUGGUUUUGGCGGGAACCUUUUGAAUUGAAUUUUCUUGUCAAAAUUGUGUAGUGUACUGUUUUUUAGUUCCAAUAUCGUUUCUGGGUCUUCCGUUCAACGGUUUCCGGGUCAGAGGCUCACGAAUACAAUUAUUGAUGAGCAUAUGAAUGGGAAAAUUAUGCAUUAAUGACUAUGAACUAUACAAUUUUUAAAUAAGCUGCUUUUAUAGUAUUGCUAGUUAGGCUUGCGAAAUGAAAUAAAGUUCAUAUAUAUACAGUUGCACAUAUUUAAUUUAAGUGCGUAGUGUAGAGCUGAACUAUAAACAAUCCUUCGAUUUGAUCACACGAUUGGCCCAGGACUUGUCCACCUUUUCUGCUGAUGAACUGGCCUGGAUUAUCGAGCACUGUGUGGAUGGCAUGCGACAGGGAGACGCCAAGUGCGUUGGUUGGAAGGAUUUGUUGCCAGAUUCACUGGCUCUGCUUUCGGCAACUCCACGUUUUAUACUAAAUGGGGUGGGAACCGAUGGAACCGAGUAUAGAAACAAUACAGUGAAAAGUAUAUGUACCAUGCGAUGGCCGUCUUCAAUCCUGACCCCCAUUGCUGACAUGUUCAAGGCCAUAAAUCUCAGCAACGGAGAAAUUUUUACCGUAUUAAAUAAAUUCUCCGGGGCUCUGCAGGAGCUAUCGCCAAUGGAGCUACCAGCUCUGUGCUUCCAGCUCUUUUCCAUGUGCCAAAAUGCCUCACAACUGAUUGUACCGCUGCUGGCAUUGGAGAAGUAUUUUCAACGCAAUUACUAUAAGCGCUUGUUCUCAGACAUGAGCAGCAACUCUACAGAUUUCGACAGCAUAGAUCCAUUUUCGGACAAAGAGCUGCGGGAGGCCGAAGAGACUAUACUCCAUCAUUUGAAUUACUGUACUAUGUAUAAACUAACUGAGAAACAUCUGGCCGUAAUGUUGAGGAACUUCUCGCAUUUGCCCGAUGUCAUUCUCACGCCAUUCAUGCUCAGCGCCAUUAUUUCGAUGACAAGUGUGAAUCGUGAUCCAGAAUCUGCGCGCAUCUCUCGAUCCAUUUUGCUGCCAUUCUUGCGAAAUGUCAUAAAGAAUAAUGAAGAAGAGAUAACUUUAGCAGACUACUCCGUUUGGUAUCGUGAUUCGUUACAGCGCAAACAAGUCGACUUGCAGCAGGUCUUAACGGUGCUCAUAGAUCAGAACAAAGAUGGAAAAGAUGUGAUAACACCAGGACUAGUCCACCUAGUAUUUUUUCUGCUUAAAUCGCACUCGCCCAAAAUGCAUACUCUAGCAAUUACUUUUUUAACAAAGUUCAUUCGCAAACGUUUCAUCUUUGGGCAAGGCAUCAUUAGACUCCUCUCUGAGUGGAUGAUUGUACAUCAAGAUCAAAACCAGUUUUCGGAAUGUUUAACACUAUUAAGUGUAGCUGGUACACCGUCUCAGAAUGCACUAAAUGACCUAUUUCGCUACUUGUUUUUUGUUUGACUUAUUUCGCUAAAUCCUCUUUUUACGCAAAAUGCAAUAAAAGCAA